CUCUCAAAGCUCAUAUUACCGCCAAAUUAUGGGCAAUGCGUUGAGGCAGCUUAGCGCUUGCCUGUGCGAUGCGAUCAAGCAGCAAGCUCACGAGGCUGCCGCUGGCUACGGGGGCGGCGAUCACCACGCCGGCUAUGGCGCGUCGAGCGAGGCGGGAUUCGCCGCAUUUGCGCGCGACAUUCUCCAUUUCGACGCCACGGGCGAGGUCCCUGAAGGCCUAGCUAGCUUCGUCCAGGCGACAAGGGCGACUCAAGUCAUCUGGUACAAGAAAUUGUUGUCUGCGUGGAAGGGUUCGCAGCCUCCUCCAAGAAAUGCGGCCGAGGCUACCCAGUUGAUCACGCAAAGCUUGCAAACACGACGCAAGAGUGAUCUCCAAGGACUUUUGCGAUUUUAUGGCUUGUCUCAUCCCGUUGUUGGGCCAACUCCGUCCAACCCUUCCAUCCAGGCUCUGUAUCCCACUUGGCCCAAAGGCGUACAAUACGAAUUCACUACUUUGCCAGUGGAAGGUCACAGUGUAGCAGACGGUGACACCAUCACCGUCUUUGUGGACGUGAGCAAAGAUGACCGGGAAGAAAGAGCUGUGCCACGCUCGGUGUUUAACGCUGUAGAAAAGCGACGCCGAGCGAGAGAAAAUAGGGACUACAAGAAGGCAGAUAUGUUGCAGCAGCAGAUUUUCGAUGCAGGCUACAAGGUGUUCGAUGGCCGCGGGAGCGAAGUUCUUACUCACAAGUAUCGCAUUCGCUUGAGGGGCGUGGACGCGCCUGAAAGCAGCAUGCCUCACGGACCGGAAUCCAAAGCAAUGCUGAUUAAACUAGUCGAAGGCCAGCAGCUACGAGUAUACGUCUAUACAGCUGACCAAUACGGUCGUUUAGUAGCAGACGUGCACACUAGCCACGGAUUUCUUCAGGAACAGCUGCUAAAGAGAGGCUGCGUCUGGCACUACUCUCAGUACGAUCACCGGCCAGAGCUCUCAGAGUGGGAGCAAGAGGCAAGACGAGCACGCGUUGGACUGUGGCAUUUUCCAAAUCCUGUAAAGCCCUGGGAAUACAGGAAAAACGCAAGAUAGAAGGAUCUCAUCUCUACUGCUUUGACAAGCAUUAACAUAACUUACUGAAGAUCGGUCGUCGUAUCACCCAACACACGUUUAUUUGUGAUCCAGGUCAAAGGCUGGACGAAAAAAAUCCAUCUUUUUCAAUCAAACGAUUCACGGCCGUGAAGUUUCCAGCAUAUUUCCAGGACCAUUCCUGACCGAAAAAAAUACAACUCCAGCGGCGUAAGCGUUUGACAAAGGAGAAACGUCCUUGGGACAAAUUCCAAUCUUCCAAGUAUUAAGACUUGGAAUACUUGAAUUGGAAGAUUGGAAGAUUUUUCCUAGCCAUGGAUCGAUCCACCCGAGCAAAGCAAAGCGCGAGUUCUUUGUGCUUGACUGGCACGCCCAUUGUGCGCCACAAACCUAGAUUUUGGAGCAUGGCCCAGCGUGGCUCCAUCACA
This is a messenger RNA of Selaginella moellendorffii, 1491 nucleotides long. RefSeq lists its product as uncharacterized. Gene Ontology annotation, cellular component: cytoplasm. Gene Ontology annotation, biological process: tRNA aminoacylation for protein translation. The coding region runs from base 29 to 1066 and encodes 345 amino acids. Gene Ontology annotation, molecular function: aminoacyl-tRNA ligase activity; ATP binding. The record is from RefSeq and is a predicted model, not a curated record. NCBI's taxonomy places the organism in Eukaryota, Viridiplantae, Streptophyta, Lycopodiopsida, Selaginellales, Selaginellaceae. The transcript is spliced from 10 exons.